Molecule: messenger RNA, 1028 nt
Organism: Camellia sinensis
Lineage: Eukaryota; Viridiplantae; Streptophyta; Magnoliopsida; Ericales; Theaceae
Product: 8-amino-7-oxononanoate synthase
Cellular component (GO): chloroplast
Source: RefSeq, a predicted model, not a curated record
AGGCCAUAAACACUUCAACUGAACAUAUAUGAGAUAACCCCUCUCUCUCUCUCUCUCUCUUCAAAGCAAACUGAAAAUGAUGAUCUCCCUCAAAGCCAUGCAAACCUCCUUCACUCCGACCAAGCAUGCCCUCCUUUUCCACACAAGAGGACUCUUCUCCAAUAAGAAGAAUCCCAUACUACUCUCACUCUGCAAAUCCAACAACUCAAAUUCAGAUGACUCCCCUCCUCCACCCGAAGGAGAUGCUCGCAAACAAGAACUUCUUGCAAGAAUUGCAAUGCUUCAAACUCAAAAAGUCCGUCUCACCGACUACUUAGACGAGAGAUCCCAAUAUCUAACCCAGUUUGCCGAAGAAGCCAAUGCCGAGUUCGAUCAGAUAGGCGAAGAUGCCCUCAAAGGACUUGAUGAAGCCAGCACAAGAAUAAUGGAGAAUAUAGAGAGUCGUAUGCAAGCAUUUGAAGAAUCUACAGAGUUGGACAAACAAGAGAUUGAGAAGAAUGUAAAGAAUUUGGAAGAGUUUGAAGAUCAAAUUGAGAAAGGCAGGAAUGAAGGGCUGUUCUUUAAGAGCUUGAUGCAGAGGAAGCCUAUUGAAAAGGAGAAAGCUAAAGAAGAAAUGGAAAAGAUUAAGGAGAUUACUAUAGGCAGUGCAGGAUCAAAGACUAGGCGGAAUAUUUACCUUGCAUUGAUUGGCUUGGUUGUCAUCAGCAUUGUUGAUUCCUUGAUCUCUUCAUCAUCUGAAUGGCAAAAGCUUGCGAUUCUUGGGGUGAUUUUGGUGGGUUUGCUUUCUCAACUUAUCUACGAACAGACAAUAUUAUCAGAAGGAACAGAAAAAGAAAAACCCAAGGACGAGAAAGAGUGAAGUCCUUUCUUUCCUCAAGUUCAUAUAUGUGUAUAUAUAUAUGAUAAGAUCCUCGGUCUAAUUAAUUUUCCUGUAGCAUUAUUUGACACAUACAAAUAUGGCAUGAGAUAAAACUCCAAGUGUGAUCUUACUACUUAGAGCAAAUACAUCAGGCAACUUUGCUUUUGCA